Messenger RNA from Elephantulus edwardii (Cape elephant shrew), 744 nucleotides. Its product is annotated as T-cell receptor-associated transmembrane adapter 1-like. Lineage: Eukaryota; Metazoa; Chordata; Mammalia; Macroscelidea; Macroscelididae. The transcript is spliced from 6 exons. Bases 1 to 744 code for a protein of 247 amino acids. Gene Ontology annotation, biological process: negative regulation of receptor recycling; positive regulation of T cell receptor signaling pathway. The record is from RefSeq and is a predicted model, not a curated record. Gene Ontology annotation, cellular component: T cell receptor complex.
AUGCCGGGGGACCCACAUGAGGAACUCACUCAGUUUGCAGAUGUCUUGCUCUCGCCUGGUGGGACUACCUGCACGUGUGAGGACUUGCGGGGACCUCACUCAAGUUGCAGCUGUACAGCGCACACUGGCAGGGCCGACUUCUGGGUGGUCACUUGUAAGAAUCUCAGUCAGGUUGCAGAUGUCCAGCGGGGGCAGCUGGGCAAACCUGAAUGCUCCUUUGUUGUCUGGGGACUUAUAGCCUUCUUAGCCUUGGCACUCAUUAUAUCUCUGAUCUUCAAUAUCUCUCAUUAUGUAGAAAAGAAGCGACAAGGUAAAAUACACAUGUUUCCUGAUGACUACAUUCUGAGGGACGAUGAAUAUUUUAUUGAAGACACACCAAUUUAUGGUAACUUAGAUAAUGUAGCCCCAGAACCAACAGAUGAAAACUGCUAUGAACAAAUGAAAGCCAGACCAGAGAGAUCCACGAGUAAACUGCAAGUAAAACAUGCAGCUGAGGAAGCACAGAUGUGCUAUGCCUCAUUGGACCACAGCUACAAGGGGAAGCAUGGCAAGCCCAGGAAAAAGGAAACUCCUAGGUUACACCAGAAUGAAGAUGAACCACUCUAUUCAAUGGGUGCCGUUAUUUCUACCAUCAGUGGGACAGACAAUGUCCCACCAGAAAACGAGGCAAUCGAAGAAAACAUUCAUGAUGAUCCCGUCAGACUAUUUGAACUGAUUCGAGCAAAGGAAGACCCUGUAAAUUAG